CUCAGGGAGGAGGCCGCCGGAUCGGACUUGCGCAGCAGAAGUCACCGAGACGGGCGCUGUCCCCGCGCGGGAGACGCGAUGCUCGAGGCCCCGGAGCCUCCGACGCUGGAGGACGUGGCGGUGGUAUUCAGCUGGGAGGAGUGGCGGCUGCUGCGCCCCGCGCAGAAAGACCUGUACCGGGACGUGAUGCUGGAGAACUACCGCAGCCUGCUGGCCGUGGGCGGUGGGGCCGGCCGGCCAGGCGCCCUGUCCACGCUGCUCCGGGGAGGCCCGUGGACGGCGGGCGGGGACCCGCACCGUGGCAGCCGGGCCGACGCCGGCGCGGCCGAUCGUGGCGGGCCCAAGCCGGCGCGGCUGGGGGGCGAGGGGAGCGAGGCAGGGCCGUGUCCCGCGCGGCUUCCGUGCCGGGACACCGGUCCGGAUGGCGUUCACCUCCGCGGGGAAAGCGCGCCGCCCGACGUCACCCGCGUUGCCCCGGACAGCCGUGCGGGGUCCCCGGCUGGGGCUUCCUCUCGGCGGGCCAAUGGCGAGACCGAAGUCUCCACGAGCCGGAAACCCCUCGGCGCGGGAUCGCCCCCCGCCGGGCCCACGCGCGAGACAAGUCAGAAAGCCAAGAAGCCGCACGUGUGUGCCGAGUGUGGGAAAGGCUUCAGCCGGAAGUGCUGGCUGCGCGAUCACCGGGUGGUGCACACCGGGGAGAGACCCUACCGCUGCGACCUGUGCGACCGCGCCUUCUCCCGGAAGUUCAUGCUCACCGAGCACCGGCGCACGCACACCGGGGAGAAGCCGUACGCGUGCGCCCAGUGUGGGAAAGCCUUUCUCCGCAAGUCGCGGCUGGACAUCCACGAGAAAACGCACACGGGCUCGAGACCCCACAAGUGCGGCGAGUGCGGGAAGGGCUUCGUCCAGAAGGGCAGCCUCAUCAUCCACCAGCGGAUCCACACGGGCGAGAGGCCCCACGCGUGCGGCGAGUGCGGCAAGGCCUUCAUCCAGAAGAUGUGCCUGAUCGCGCACCAGCGGCUGCACACGGGCCGCACGCCCUUCAUGUGCGACGGCUGCGGGAAGUUCUGCUCGCAGAAGGCCGGCCUCAUCAAGCACCAGCGCAUCCACACCGGCGAGCGGCCCUACGGCUGCGGCGAGUGCGGCAAGGCCUUCACCACCAAGCCCAAGCUGGUGGUCCACCAGCGGACGCACACCGGCGAGCGGCCGUACGCCUGCGACCAGUGCGGCAAGGCCUUCGCCUACAUGUCCUGCCUGGCGAAGCAUAAGCGAAUACACGCGCGGGUCGGGACCCACGAUCCCGCGCCGGGGAGUCCUGCGCAGCGCCACGGGCAGCCAGGCCCCGAGCAGGGCGCGCAGGGCCCCAGCCCGGUGGGCGCAGGCAGCGUGGCGCCCUCGCAGGGCCCCUCUGGGGGCCUUCAAACAUCACUGAACAUCGCUGGGCUCCCGGAAAAUCGGGGCGUCGUCCUGGUGGGACAGCCAGUGGGGUCGGGAGGGGUUGCACAGGAGAGGAGCCUCGCGUACGUAGUGAACUCCGCCCUGCCGUCGGUGGUCAAUUACGUCUUGUUCUGUGUCACCGGAAACCCGUAGGAAGGAGGGCUGAGCAGACAGGUCUCG
Messenger RNA from Dipodomys ordii (Ord's kangaroo rat), 1617 nucleotides. It is a transcript of the gene Znf350, whose product is annotated as zinc finger protein 350. Bases 79 to 1590 code for a protein of 503 amino acids. Gene Ontology annotation, biological process: regulation of DNA-templated transcription. The transcript has a single exon. The record is from RefSeq and is a predicted model, not a curated record. Lineage: Eukaryota; Metazoa; Chordata; Mammalia; Rodentia; Heteromyidae.